UUUAACAACCACACACUGUGUGCUGUUAUUGCUUUAGACGGUUUAUGGUUUUUUUUGUUUGGUUCAUAACUUCUUGUUUGGUUCUUGGAAGAGUGAGAGAGAAUUGGAGAGAAAGUGCUUCCAGAUGCUUAAUCAAGGAAGCCACUAUUGAGCAAUAAGCAGUUUUUCCGCCCUUUCUUUAAAUAAAAUAAGGGAACCAAAUGGGAAAUUUAUGUUUCUCUUUUGGGCUCCCAAAUUAUCAUUGAAGUUUUUGCUUAAAAUUUUUUUCUUUCCUGUUUUGCACACAUUUCCAUCAAUGAAGCUUUUGAAUUUUGAUAGUCCCUUGGUGUAAUGUAUAAUUAUACAUCAAUUUUCUUCCUUAUCUUUUAAUUUAUAUUUAGCAUUUCAUGGCUUCCUUCUGGAAAAAUCUUGAGCUUCUAUUGUUCUGCAUCACAGAGAGGAGCAAGUAAUUGAUGAGGUUUAAAUGUCAUGGACUGACCCCAUUCAAUGUCUUGGAGAAUCAAUCUCGUUUGGAAGGUAUAUGUCAGAAUCCUUGGCCUGGGAAAAAUGGUCAACCUUCUCUCACAAUCGUUAUUUAGAGGAAGCUGAGAAGUUUUCCAAGCCAGGUUCUGUUGCUCAGAAGAGAGCUUAUUUUGAAGCUCAUUACAAGAGAAAAGCUGCAGAAAGAGCAGCAGCAUUGGUUGAGGAAGCAAAUGCAGCGGCUUGUAAUGUUUCUGAGUCAGAAACUAGCGACAAACAUCAUAAUGACUCUUUCAUGGAUUCAGAGUUGGUGGAAGCAGACAGCCGCAAGGCCGUUGAUGAACCACAUGUGGAAGAUGCUCCUAAUGCUGCAAUAUGUUAUUCUGCUGAAAUGAAUGUAUGUAAUCCUAAUGUUGAAGAAUUGGAAACAACAAAGGUGGAAGCAGCUGAGGCUGUAAUGGUAGAAGGUGUUGAUGUGGAGGAUUCUGCUCUGGUUGAAAAUAUAGACCAAAUUGAAAAAGUUGAAGACCACCACAAGAUUAUGACCACCCAAGAAGAGAAGAAACUCAAUAAGGUAGCUCCCAGUAAGGAGAUUCCUGCUUCACCAAGCAAGAAAAGACAAGCGAAUUUUUCUUCGAAGCUAUUAACUCGACCUUCCAAGCUCCCAGUCUCUCCUUCCAAACGAAUGAUUUCUAUGCCACUAAGAAACAGAAUUAAUAGUGUGGCAGAGUGUGAGAGGACAGCAGGAGAUCUAGUUGACAAAAAGAGAUUAACUGUAAAAUCACUUCACAUGUCAAUCAAUUUUGCAUCUCGUACUGGCAAAACAAGUAAAACAACUCCUGUUUUUCAAGAGGUUGGAAGUGCAAGAAGUGAUGAAAAUUUGUUUGACACAUCCCAAGACAGUUCAACUCCUGAACGAACUUCGACUAGGGCAUCUGUAAAUAAGUUAAUUAAGCAACCUUCAGUAAAGCUCCAGCCAGAAGAUCGAAGGACUAGGACACUACUUAACAAGUCAAUUUCAGGAGGAAUAACAGAGGAUGGGAAAGAGCACUCUCUCUCUAUGGACUGCUCAAAACCAUCAAAUGCAAGUGGAUUUAAAGCUCGAACUCCUACUAUAUCCUCUCCGUUUACUUUCAGGAGUGAAGAAAGAGCAGCAAAACGCAAAGAGUUCUUUCAGAAGUUGGAAGACAAAAUAAAUGCCAAGGAGUCAGAAAAAGUGCAGCCACAAACCAGGCCUAAGGAGAAAUCACACUUUGAUAUCAAAAAUUUGCGACAGAGUACUGAUUUUAAAGCCAAACUGAAUGAAGAUUUAAAUCAUAGAUCACAAUCACUGAGCAAUCCCCCAAAGAAGAUCUCAUUGAGACAGCCUCGAUCACCAAAUCUCAGAAGAAAGCCAGUUCCCAGCCCAGUCCAGGAUUCAAGCUCUCGGCCUCCUCGAAUACCUCUAGUCAGAAAUGGUAACUCUAAGCGUGUUACAGAAAAAUUUGAUAGAACCACAUACUGUUCAGUCACUUCACUACCUAAGAAGAAUGCACAUGAGAAUGCUUCUCCAAAUAUUCAGCAUUAAGUAUCAAAAGAGAGCAGAUUGUUUCAUAUAAGCAUAUUAUUGGACAUCCUGACAACCCGGACCUAUCCUUGUAAUUACGUAUUAUGGAGAGAGUGAUAAGUGAAAUGGGAUUCACCUGAGGGAGGAUAUCAAUGCAAAGUUAGUGUUUUGUGUUGAGAGCUUCUAAUAAAAUCAGUGAUAAGUGAAAUUUUGUAGCAGUUUUUCCAGUACUUUUUUCUUUGUAAACAUGUAGGAGAUAAGCACUAUGAUGCACGGACGCAGCAAAAUAGGUGCCCCACCUGCGUCCGACGUGGCCCAACACGGCGACAAGCGAGUGACGCUGUUGCUCGCGCGUCGGUGUCACGUUUGAGGUUUUUUUUUUUUUUUUUUUUAAUGGAUUUGUGCCAACUUGGCUCUGAUUUGCGCCGAACCGGGCCAAUUUAGCCAAAACUGGGUUGUAUCGGCUGGCGGCCAAAACAGGUUGAAAUCGGCCUUGAAUCAUCCUAGAACAGUCGAAAUUGGCUUUGAAUGAGACCCAAACAUUCUAAAUCUGUCCUUCCUCAAUUUUAUUUUGAAUAUUUGUUGCUUCUUUUU
Messenger RNA from Quercus robur (English oak), 2599 nucleotides. RefSeq names its product protein WVD2-like 7. The record is from RefSeq and is a predicted model, not a curated record. The transcript has 9 exons. Lineage: Eukaryota; Viridiplantae; Streptophyta; Magnoliopsida; Fagales; Fagaceae. The coding region runs from base 464 to 2026 and encodes 520 amino acids.